CACCCUAGAAACAACCCCCCACCCCUCCCCUCAGAUAAAGGGCUUUUGUUCUGCAUCUAAUGUUUUCAUUAGGAAACUGGGUGCAGCUGAGGGAAGAGGAGAGACAGAGAGACUUUCAAUACGUUUUUGGGCACUGAAUACACUGUUUCCUCUCCUACGCCAUGACCCGCCCCUACACCAUCUCACUUGGACUCCUGCUCCUCCUCAUUGGCUACGCAGCGGCAGGACCCGAGUCUGCGCUCCAACCCAGAGAUGUCCGGUCGAGUGCCUGUCAGGACCACAGUACUCUUCAUGACAGACUGGAUGUAGUGGAGAAGCAUGUAGAGGACACAGUACAAAAGCUGGAGGCUGAGCUGGCCAUGCUGCUGGAUGCCAUAGAAGCCCCUGAGUGGAGUCCCCUGCUGGAAACUGUUGGAAAACCUGUGGUGGACAUCCUGGACGGCCAGGGACUGGGAGAGAAUGGCGACUCCUGAGAGAGGAAGAGGAGAAGAUCUCUGUUGAGCAGCUACUAAUUCUACUUCACUUUAGCUUUAGGAAGUGAUGAGGGUGCACCUGGCUAGGUCAAACAAUGAAAGACUAAAUGUACAGUCUCUGCUGUUUUGCUGAAGUUGUAUUUUGUAAGUGGACAAAAACGGUAUAAAACAAGCCUUCUAAAGUGUAAACACAGGCUUAGUAUAUAUUCUGUGGUACAGUCGCUAGAUCACAACACUAAAGCUUAUUUGUCCCCAUAAUACACUGCUCGGUUCCUCGGGCACUCAUUCUUUCUCUCGUCUUUGGCUGAACUUGAAUCCCUACACCCAGGGGUAACUGUGUCCCCAGCCUCUCCGGAUGUUUACAUCAAGGUCGUAAACCAUUGAUUGUUUUCUCUGGUAAUGUCUUCUGUUUUGGGUGGGAUUGACCCUUUUCUGUCCCAUGCCUCUCUUCCGCCCCCUGGUGUCAGUCAAGACCUUCUGUAGCUCAGUUGGUAGAGCAUGGCGCUUGUAAUGCCAGGGUAGUGGGUUCGAUUCCCGGGACCACCCAUACGUAGAAUGUAUGCACACAUGACUGUAAGUCGCUUUGGAUAAAAGCGUCUGCUAAAUGGCAUAUAUUAUAAGAGUGACACAUGCAGCACCGAGUCACAAGGUAGACCUUGCCCUUUAACACAGAUCAAGAAUCAGGUUACCCUAACCCCCAAUCCAAUACCAAACUAUUAGGAGGCUGUAAAUAAUACCUGACCCUGUAUCCGUGGUUAGGGACCACUAAUCAUCUCAAUGUGGAUGAAUGACAAAAACAAAAUCAUUACAGAGACUACUAGAAGGAAUGUAUUUAUUUAUCAAAGCAGUUAAAGCACUAUGUUUCAAUACACAGAGCAGUUUGAAUAGGUACAGUACAAGGCUUCCACUGAGACCCAGGCUAGUUGCAAGUGUAUUUAUUUAGUCACCAUAAAAAUCUUACAGAACAUGUUCAAAAUCGGAUCACAAAAAGGAGAGGGGUCAUAGUUCAUCAAACCAGUUUUUUUUUUGUUCUUAAAAAUAAUGUACACUAUUUUACUAAAUGUUUCUACAAAGAUCAGACACUAAUGUUAGAUGUGAGAGCGUUGAUCCUUAUCCAGUUCACGGUAAAGGUGCUGUGGUAGUUGGUCACUCGCUCUGUAACAAUGCUGUUUGAAACACCCAGGUAAAUAUACUUACAACAAUGUUAUCUGAUAAACUAGAAUGUAAACACAUUGGUAAGAACAUGGUUUCGAUUUUUUUGCGAGUUAGGCAAGCAACACCCGAUCAGGAAUGGAGAUUAAUUUUUAGAUACCAAGGGAAUGAUAUUAGGCAAUAUUGUUGAAAAAAGCUAUCCAGGGUUAUAUUAAAUCCCAUGACUAUUCAUUACAAUUACUGAACAUAAUUACAUGGCCAUUUCUAGCAGUGGAGACUGAGCAUCCAAUCAACUUUUUAAUCUAAUCGUCAUUGGAGAGGACAAUGUAAAGAGAUGUCGAAGAGCUGUAUAUAUACUGUAUAUAAUAAACCUGUGGUUUGAAUUGAAGAGAGCGGCCCAGAAGUGUAGAAGAAGGAUAUCAAGGAUCUGGAAGGAUUCUGUAUGGAGGAAUGGUCUAAAAUCCCUCCCAAGGUCCUCCAAUCCAUAAAACAUUUGUAUUUUUUAAAUGUCUCAGUACUGUUAUCCUCGUGAGGUAUUGAAAGGUAUUGAAAAAAGGGUGACAAUAAUUUUGACCCCUACCUUUUGAAAAAAGUCAUAAUAUGAUAGUAUAUGCCAUUUAGCAGACGCUUUUAUGCAAAUAUUUAAGUAUUACUUGUUAAACAAAAUAUCUUUCUCUGAGCAGUUGUAUUAGUAUAAAAUAAUAUUUUUAGCAUACAA
Messenger RNA from Oncorhynchus keta (chum salmon), 2343 nucleotides. RefSeq names its product placenta-specific protein 9-like. NCBI's taxonomy places the organism in Eukaryota, Metazoa, Chordata, Actinopteri, Salmoniformes, Salmonidae. The transcript has 4 exons. Bases 162 to 473 code for a protein of 103 amino acids. The record is from RefSeq and is a predicted model, not a curated record.